This is a messenger RNA of Phaedon cochleariae (mustard beetle), 264 nucleotides long. Lineage: Eukaryota; Metazoa; Arthropoda; Insecta; Coleoptera; Chrysomelidae. The record is from the annotation of a GenBank genome assembly.
AUGCCACAAGGAAAAUUGAGGGUAAAAUCCAAAUUACCAGAAAAUUUGAAGCUCAAAAAAACAAAGGGAAAUGCUGUUACAAAAAGGUCCAAUCGACCUAUCCAACCAAAGAAGAAACACCAUCAAGAAACACAGAAAAUUAAGCAGAUAAUCAGCAAAUCUGUUAAUAAAGCAGCAGAGGAUGAACUUCGUGCUAGAGCAAGUGGAGGACAGAAAAAUUUAUCCAAAGCACAACAAGUCAUAGCACAACAUAAUUCAAAAUAG